Molecule: messenger RNA, 5278 nt
Organism: Brienomyrus brachyistius
Lineage: Eukaryota; Metazoa; Chordata; Actinopteri; Osteoglossiformes; Mormyridae
Gene: mllt1a
Product: MLLT1 super elongation complex subunit a
Exons: 12
Coding region: 596-2260 (554 amino acids)
Biological process (GO): regulation of DNA-templated transcription
Cellular component (GO): super elongation complex
Source: RefSeq, a predicted model, not a curated record
GGUUCUGAGGUCCCCAACGCAGGUCUCCGGCGGAGCGCUUUUAUGCUUCAGGAUGACAUGGCUCCCAACAAUCAAAGAUUGGCCAGCGUCGCUUUCUGUCACAGGAGGGAAGUCUCGCCUGAACAAUAAUAGAAUCUACUCGGUGGUUCGCCGGUGGCUAGACCUUUGCACUUCUUUCCUCGGAGCAGAAAGCUUUCUCUUUUGGGUGGGUUGCCCAAAGUGUGGGACGGGAGGGGUGCCGUGUGGCUUCCGGUUUCUGGGUGAAAUUGACACACAAUGAGGAGUCGGGAACAUCCUUGCCCGUCGCCGCUGUAAAUAAACAGAACAAUCGCCGAAGACAGGAUCAUGGAGAAUCAGGUAAUACGGCAUUCCAGCGGAUCGGUGCAUGCCCGACUGAAAAGCCAGACGCGGUCAUGGGGCCGCGACAGAACCGUGCCAAGUGCCCAGCCACUUUAUAAUAGCGGACAUGCUAGAAUAAUGCGAAAUUGCAGGAAGGGAAAAACGUCGCCUGUGCACCGUACAGGUGAAACUGGAGCUGGGUCACCGGGCGCAACUCCGUAAGAAGGUGACGACGGAGGGCUUCACCCACGACUGGAUGGUGUUUGUACGAGGCCCUGAGUCGGGGGACAUUCAGCACUUUGUGGAGAAGGUGGUCUUCCGGCUUCACGAGAGCUUCCCCAAGCCAAAGCGAGUGUGCAAGGAGCCGCCGUACAAAGUGGAAGAAUCAGGCUACGCGGGGUUUCUAAUGCCUAUUGAGGUUUACUUCAAGAACAAGGAAGAACCGAAGAAGGUGUGUUUCAACUACGACCUGUUCCUCAACCUGGAGGGCAACCCCCCCGUCAACCACCUGCGCUGCGAGAAGCUCACCUUCAACAACCCCACCCGCGAGUUCCGCCACAAGCUGGUCAAGGCCGGCGGUGUUAUCGUGGUGCCUGAGGGGGCAGAGGCCGUAUCCAGGCCCAGCCCUGACUACCCCAUGCUUCCCACUAUCCCGCUCUCUGCCUUUUCGGAUCCCAAGAAGACGAAACCGUCCCAUGGCUCAAAGGAGUCCAGUAAAGAUGCCAGUAGUGCGAGUAACAAGGCUGCGAAGCCUCACAAACCCGCGAAGGAGCACCGGGAGCACCCCAGGAAGGAGUUGGAGAGCAAGGGCCUGUCCAAGGGCGAGGGUGACCGCGAUGGAGGUGGCAGCAGCAAAUCCACUCGGGAGUCGUCCUCCUCCAAGAAGCCUGCGGAGAUUAAGGUGAAGGAGGAGACCAAGACACUGCCUAAGGCGGCCUUUAAGGAGCCCAAGCUCACGCUGAAGGAGCCCAAGAUAGAAGCCAUGUCCCCCAAAGGCGGGGGGUCGGGUGGGGGGGGUGGUGGUGGAGGAGGGGGGGGCCUGCCGGAGACCAAGGGGCCCAGCAAGCGCUCCUCCACGGUGGAUUCUCCAAAGCCCAGCGUCAAGAAGCCCAAGAAGGAGGGCCCCAAAGCGGCUCCUGCUGGGGGCUUCACCAGCUCCUCCCCCCGCGUCUCCUCCUCCUCCUCCACGGCGCCUCAUUCCUAUCCGGAGAAGAAGCCCCCCAAGGAGAAAGGCCGCUGGGCAAAGGUCAAGGUGGAAGCACCCGAGGUCAAGGAAUGCAAGAAGCCCCCGGAAUCGGAGGAGUCCAACUCGGAGGACGAGGCCUCCUCCAAGUCCGAGCAGUCGGCACCCUCCAGCCCGUCCAACACCAGUUCCAGUUCGGACUCCAGCUCUGAGUCUGACUUCGAGCCAUCGCAGAAGCAAGGCCAAGGUCCCCUGCGGUCCAUGGUGGAGGGCCUGCAGUCGGAGGAGUCCGACGAUGACGACAGCAGCUCGGAGGACGGCACUCCCGUCAAGACCAACCCACCGAACCGCGAUUCCCGCCUGAGUCUGGACAGCGAGAGUGACAGCAGCGAUGGCUCACACCGGCCCAGCCGGGACCCGCCGCCCCCCCUACAGAAGCACGUCUCCUCCAACAAUAAAGCGUCCGAAAGGAAGAGUCCAGAUCCCUGUAGCCGACCCGAGAAGGUGAUGAAGAAGGGGUACAACAAGGUACGAAGGGCCUACACAGAGGAACUAGUGGAUCUUCACCGCCGACUCAUGGCCCUGAGGGAGAGGAACGUCCUACAACAGAUCGUCAACCUCAUCGAGGAGACCGGCCACUUCAACGUCACCAACACCACCUUCGACUUCGACCUCUUCUCGCUGGAUGAGUCGACGGUCCGUAAGCUACAGAGUUACCUGGAAGCCACCGCGACGUGACAGUGGGCGGGGACAGUGGGCGGGGCCUUUCUCCUCCUCGGCCGCCACGUGACAGUGGGCGGGGCCUUUCUCCUCCUCGGCCGCCUCUCCCUGGAACACGAGGCGGGGCUUGGAGAAGGAGAAACGUGACAACAGAGUGGACCAUUGGAGACUAGUGGGGGGGGGGACUGGCCAUCGGCACGAAAAUGUGCAGGAGCUGGGGGGUUGGGGAAGAUUGGAUUGAGCUGGACUUUGAGCUGGACUAUGGGAAAGGAGCCAGAAAUGAUGGUUCUGAUGGAGUCUGUCUGUUGUACUGCACAGUGCGACCACUGGCCCCAUCCUCACGCACACGGGCGACACUCAUCCUUCAUACUCUCCCCCCCCAUGCACUUAUUUUCUGCUAAAGUGUAUGUGUGUGUGUGUGUGUGUGUGUGUGCGGUUGAAUGGGAGGGGUCCCAGCCUCUGGAAAGCCUGGCAGAAUCUGUUGUGGUGGGGGUUCCUCAUUGGGUGAGGCUGGUCACUUAGAUCAGGUUCCACGGUAGUUCUGAGUGAUCCCCCCCCCUCCAGUGCUCCUGUCCUUGUUGUAGCGCCUCUUGGAGCAGGGGUACUGAGGAGGGUCUUCUCUCAUAUCGCAUUUUGGUGGGGCAGGGGGACCUCGAGCUGAAGACGCCGGCCAGGCUGUGGAAUGGGGUACAUUUUUAAUUUUCCUGCUGAUACUGUAGAAGUUUUUCGAUUUAGCCGAUUUUUGACGUUGAUGAUAGUGACUCGGAAACCCGUUUGUUCUUUGUCUGUGUUAGUUUCACAGGGCUGUGACCCCCCCCCCCACCUCCACUGUCUUCUCAGUGCCUUUACAGAGUCUGUUUCAGAAUGGCUUGGUGGGGGUGGGGGGUUGAACACUAACGGCUAACUAGCAGAAAGAGCUAAAAAGCGCGUCGUCAAUGACACCUCUAAGUGCCCCUGUGUGCUGAGGGGCUGCUGGUGGUGGCCAGGCUGGGGUGGGGGGGCAGCUCUGGCCGGGGGCUGUCGGGUGGCUCGGGCUUCCAUGACACGCCGAAAUGUCAGCAUCUUAUCCAAGUGGUGUUGGAGGUUCGGGGGGGGCCAACAUCGAUCGGCUUGUUUAUAAACCUCUAGGCAUCGAUGGUAGAUGCUACAUCCUGUCCUGCCCCAUGCUGUCCUGUACACAGCCACGCGUUCGGACCGGGAGCUGCUGUGGAGCCUCUACCUGCCUCUGGUUCGCCCAUCUCCAGCUCCUGCUCUGUGAAAAGUUUCUCACCUUUCAUGGAGACUUGGCGGUUCUAUAGCUGGUCGGGCCUUAAUGACGGUGUCUGCAGCUCCCUGCAUACCUCCCCCCGCGGGCGGUUCCCCUCCGACUCAGAGCCCUCGCGACAGCGUAUGCCAUUCAUAGCUUUAUCGGAGCCGUCCUUUCUGCUGCCUGGCUGUGAGAGCGAGCGCCCCUCCCCCACCCUGCAGCGUGAGAGCCGAGUCCAUCACAAGCCCUUUCUAAUGACUAAAGCACAGAGUGUAACGUACCCGGUUAAGAAUUCCUGUAUCUUUUAUACGCCGUUUAGUCCGAAUCUGGAGCAGUAAUCAUCAAUUUGACGCAAACUUUUGUUUUCUGGGUAAUUUUUUUUUUUUUAUUAAGCCAAAACCUUAAAUCUUCUCCGUGUGAAGAUUAGUGCACGGUGGUAACUUUCGGGUCUCUCUUUGGUCCCCUCUUGAACUUUUAACCUUUUAACUCCAAGUCUUAGUUCAUGAACUCUGACCUUUUGACUCUGCACGUUCUCUGUGUAGUGAAGAUGGGGGGGCGGGGGGGGGGGGUGCUGAGAGGCUGUAAGGGGGAGGCCUGCCGGUCUGCUAUCAGUCAGUGUUUCAUUUUUAUACCUCUGCACUUCUGACGGUGGUGACAUCAGUACUUAUGUAAUUAUGUAAACUGUGUUUCUAAGGAUUUUAUACAUUUACUUACAAGAAGUAUUAAUUUCUUUUUGCCAACCCGUUUAGAAAAAAUGGGACAUUUUUCACAUUUUUCAAAAGGAAAUGCGGCUUCCAAGCGGGUGGGGGGGCUCAGUCUCGCGUCUCGUGGCGGGUUUCCCCUGCGGGGCUGGGUCAUGCUCCGCAGCCGUCAUCGUCGGACACUGCGGACGAGGCGUGCAGUGAAAUGUCGUGCCGCAACAAUAACUUACCAAGUGGACUUACUUUAGGCAGAUCAUUGGAAAACCUAGUUUUUUUUUUUUGUGGGUUUGUCUUGCCAUAUUUGAGUGUGUUUACUCAAGCUGUGUGGCAAAGUCGUUUUCCCGUACUCUGUGAGGUAUGGUAGCAUAUAUACUUAAUUUUAUUUUAUUUUUUUUGUACUUUUUUUUUUUUUUUUUUUUUUUUUUUUUAUUGGGAUCCAUAGCCAGGGUUUCUGAUCCCGAUUCACUACGGUAUGGGGAGUACCGGUCCUCACCGCGGCAGGAAAAGCUGCAUUCGGGUUUUACCUUCGCAGUUUCCUUUUUUAUUGUGUUAAGGUUGCUGUUGGACACGGAGGAUCGUUUCACUGGAUAUUUCAGAGGUCCUUCAGGAGGAGGUGGGUUGGCAAAGGAAGCUCACCACUCUGUGGCUGGCUGGCCUUCUGGGACCCCCCCCUCCCCACUCCGCCGCCGGGACAGAAACGCAAAUGCGGUGGUGGGGGGGGCGUCCUGUUUGAAAACCUUGCGUAUGUCACACAGGUUCAUUCAGACGCCUUUAUUUAAGAUGAAAGGUAACAUUUGUGUAUUUUUUUCCAAGUACUGUUCAUUUUGAUGUGGGUACACAGGGAGGUGUUUAUGAAUAUCGUGGAUGACCGAAUCGGUGGGGAGGGUGGGAGGCGACUGAUAAUGAAAUGUGACUGGUUUGAGCGACGCCCCCUUCCCCUCCCAAGGUUGGAAAGCAAAAUGUCGUUUUGUUUGGUAUAUUAACUCGGCAUACGAUGCCACCAUGUGGCCAUAUGAUGCAAGUUUUAAUAAGGAUGAUAAUUUUAUUUUUUAUUUUAAAAUCAUAUUAAUAAAGUCAUUGAGUACUGUA